Molecule: messenger RNA, 5422 nt
Organism: Mizuhopecten yessoensis (Yesso scallop)
Lineage: Eukaryota; Metazoa; Mollusca; Bivalvia; Pectinida; Pectinidae
Product: lethal(3)malignant brain tumor-like protein 3
Exons: 19
Coding region: 95-4519 (1474 amino acids)
Biological process (GO): regulation of DNA-templated transcription
Cellular component (GO): nucleus
Molecular function (GO): zinc ion binding; protein binding
Source: RefSeq, a predicted model, not a curated record
GGAACAGCCGACAAUGUUGAAAAGCUGUGCCAUUAACCUCCCACCACAAAAUAUGUGUAAUGGCGAUGAGCUAUUGAAAAGAUAGGUGAAAAAAAUGUCUACACCACAGCCCCCAAAUGAGCAAAGUCCACCGCCAGCGAAAAAAGCAAAGACAGAUGGCUUGGAAACGAGUAAACCCCUUGCCCAACUUCCGGUGGUUACCAUGACAACCCCUUCCAUUCCAUUAAUGACGGCCAGUCCUGUGACCGUAAUCCCUUCGACAUCAGCUAAUUUUCCCAGUGCAAUAAGUCUCACUAUAUCAAACGCAGGUAAACAGGCACAGUUGAAGAUACCUAACCCAACAUCAGUACCACAGAUGAGGACCCAGGGUCCGGCAACCUUCAUAGCUCAGAACCAGGUGCAGCAGUCGGGGGGAACCAUCACCAUGAAACCACGCAUGAUCAUGCGCCCUGCAUUGCAGCCCCAGCACAUACAGCUUCAGCCUCAAGCUCCGGGGGGCAAACUGGUACCAGGACAAGUUGCCAUGACCCAGGUGGUGACCUUGUCUCAGUUCCCAACAGGAAUUAUGGCUCAAACUCUGCCCCCUGGAGCCAUCACAGUGCAGCAGAAAUUUACCCCCCAGUUGGUCACCAAAAUCAAUCCACAGAACCUACAGGUUCGGCCAGGGAAAGGAGCACCAGUCCAGCAGAUCCUGCAGAACAAUAAAGGUCAGAUUUUUGUGAAUCAGAUCCAGCCUGGAACAAAAGGAGGUAGUGUCCCUUUACAACAGGCUUGGACUGUUAAACCACUCGUCGGGGCCAAAGGUCAGGAGCUCAAGGUUGGUUCACCAAACGUUUUUGCGAUUCACAAUCCCACACAGCAAGGAAAGAUGAUUCAAGGGGGCAAACCUAUAGCUCUGGUGUCCCAGGCACUACCCAGACUUCCCACCUACAGUCAAGCAAUACAGAUGACUGCCAACAGUCAGGCCAUCCAGAUGGCUACAUGCACUCAGUCUGUACAAAUGACCCCAGCAGGUCCCACACUGCAGUUCACUUCUGCUCCAAACAAAAUUCCUGUCACGUCACUGACCAAGCCACAUACCAAUGCUGUUGUUAUGGUCACUGCAGCAUCAACAGUAAGAACCACUGCACCAGGAACAUUGGCAACAACUAUUCCCAUAUUUACAACAACACCCCAAUUGAGGACAACUGCACUGGUAACCACUGGAUCAACCAUUCCCAUACCUACAGCAGCUUCACCAAUGAGGACUGCUGCACUUGUAACUGCAGCAACAAAUAUCCCCAUGACGACAUCCUCACCCUUGGUAACCUUCCCUGUAGCAGCACCAGCAACCAUUCCUAUAGUGACCUCAAUGAAUGUAGUUCCUACCAACAAAUCUACCCCUGUGAUAAGUAUCCCGCCACAGCUUACCACCACCACAACCACUAAACAGACUUCUACAACAACAAGUGUAGAGCAGGCAAACAACGACCAACUAUCAAAAAACGAAACUCUGACCAACAAUAGCAAAGUCGAUUACAUUCAGGAUAAAAAACUGGAGGAUGAAGAAACAGACUGUAGUUCUAGUGUGAAACAUUCCAAGGCUAGUGCAGAUAUAUUAGUGAAACCAGCUGACAGUGUGACAACCCAGUCUAGUGCAGGUAGUACUAGCAAUGACUUGGGAAAUGGGGGUAAGUCUUCCACCCCGACAGACAGUAACCAGGUUGGCACUGCUCAGAAAGCGGUGGCUGACGACAAGAAGUCUGAAUCAAAAAAGGGGGAGGAGAAAUCAAACACUUCCAGUGAAGAAUCCAAAGUAGUAUCUGUGAUUAAUGAUUUGGAUGAAAGUAUUUCUAGUUCAAAUGACACAACUUCUGUGAAAUGCUCCCAAGAAUCGAAGUUAAAAUCAAAGGAAACGGACAUUUCUGAAGUUAGCUCAAAUGAUGCAACUUCUGAUGUGACGCAAAAGCAGUCUGAUGAGGCGCCACAGGUCAAAGUAAAAGUGGAAGUAGAGGAGGCCGACUCCUCAGAAACAAGGCAAUCCCCAAUGGAAGUUGACCAGACACUUGAUUCUAAAGGUGACAAAGAGGACAAGAAUCCUGAAACUUUCAGUCCCAAGACUGAGGUAGAUAAACUGCCUGACAUUGUUAAAUCUGAGGGAGUAGACACAGCUCCUCCAGGCUCAGAUUUUGAUGUAAUGGAUUCCAUGCAGUGGGAAAAUGGAGUAGCAUCUUUAGAAGGCAGCAAUCUGAAGUUUAAGAUGAAUGAGUUUGGAGUACUUGAGGUUGUGACUGAGGACCUGGAAUGUCCAGAAACCCUUAACACCAGUAGCGAGUCUGAAAACACCAACGACCAAUCAGGCGACAAGAAAUUAUUCAAAACAUUUGAAAUAAAAAAAGAGGACAAAUCUGCCAAUGAUGGAGACAAAGAUGAUGUCUGCUGUUGUAACAACUGUGGGGAGUAUGGAUUCAGAAGUGAAUUUCUGGGAAACUCUGGGGACAUUUGUUCUGAGGCCUGUAUGGAGGCAUACGAAUCCAAAAAAAAUGGCAAGGGUAUGAAAAAGAAUGUUAUGUCAAAAAUGGUGCUUGGUAUGAAGAAAAAGAAGAGGAAACUGUUGUUGAUGAAGGGAGGUCAAGGAGAAGAGGAAGUCUAUCCCAAAGGAUUAGCAGUUGGGAGGAAAUCUAAAGCAUUUGUAUGGCUGAAUUAUCUUGAACAAGAAGGUGGAGAGGCAGCUCCAGACAAGCUCUUCAAAGAACCGUUCCCCCAGUCUCGAUGUGGGUUUAAGGUGGGUAUGAAGCUUGAAGGAAUUGACCCUAAACACCAGUCCCUGUUCUGUAUCCUAAGUGUGGCUGAGAUCCGUGGCUACAGACUGCGACUCCACUUUGAUGGAUACUCCGAGUGCUAUGACUUCUGGGCCAAUGCAGACUCCCCCUGGAUAUACCCUGUGGGCUUUUGUGAUAAACAUGAGAGAGUCUUACAGCCCCCUAAAGGUUUUACGACAGAAAACUUCAGUUGGGCAGGCUACCUAAAGAUGGCUAAAGCCAUACCUGCUCCCAAACAUCUUUUCCAAAACCAGCCAACUCAAAACGUGACUCCCAAUGCAUUUCGAGUGGGCUGUAAGCUGGAGGCAGUCGACAAGAAGAACAACAACUUAGUCUGUGUGUCAACAGUUGCUGACACACUCGGCGACAAAAUACUUGUGCACUUUGAUGGCUGGGAAGACACUUACGACUACUGGUGUGAUGUUACCUCCCCUGACAUACACCCUGUUGGCUGGUGUCAUGAAAACAACACACAGCUGUCCCUCCCUUGUGAUUGGAAGGAGUUGGACUUUACAUGGGAGAGUUAUCUGGCUAAAACUAAAUCAUUGGUUGUUCCUGCUAGAGCAUUUAAACCUAGGGUAGCCUUGGGUUUUAAGGUUGGUAUGAAACUAGAAGUUGUUGAUAAAAGGAACUCACUCCUCAUUCGUGUUGCAACUGUGGCUGAAGUUAACGAUCACCUGAUCAAGAUCCACUUUGAUGGGUGGGCAGAUACUUUUGACUACUGGAUGGAUGAUGAUUGUACAGAUAUCCAUCCUCCAGGCUGGUGUAGCAAGACAAACCACCCACUUACCCCUCCCAUAAGUCCUGCAGAUCUGGUAGAUACAGCUGAGAAAGGAGGAUGUCCAACUCCAGGCUGCAAGGGCAUCGGUCACAUAAAAGGAGCCAAGUACACAGGGCAUCACAGUGCAUUUGGCUGUCCCUACUCCAGCUCCAACAUUAACAAGGAGACAACUCUUCAGGACAGACUAGGGUCGACUAGGGCAGAGGAAGUGAACCAAACCCCUGCCCCAUCACCUCCUGGUACACCCACCUUCAAAUCCCAGAGGAGCAUGGAAUAUCCUUCUUCUCCAGAGAUGAAGAAAUGUCCCACCCCAGGCUGUGAUGGAUCAGGGCAUAUCACCGGGAAAUUCACCAUGCACCAUAAAGUCUCGGGCUGUCCUCUGUCGGAGAAAAACAUCAUGAUGAUGCAGAUGCAGAGUAAACCUCUGCAUAUGACAAAUGGCGACACUGGCAAGGUCAAGGUCAAAUCUGGGAGAGGCCGCAAACCAAGGAGCUACUACUUGAACAUGGGUGACCGAGGACCUCACAAAAUGUUACGGGAGAGAGAGAAGGAGAGUAAAGUGUCUGCAGACUCUAAAAACACCAAUAACCUGCACAAUGGGAUCCACCAGUCUGUGUUCAUGUCAUCCAUGGUACCAAACCCCAACAAAGACCUACCGUUGUGCUGGGAACAACACUCGAAGCUUCUGCCAGGAGUGGACAAGAUGAAAGGUUCCGAGGUAUCCAGCUGGAACGUGGACCAGGUGUCCCAGUUUGUCCGUUCACUUCCUGGCUGUGAGGAACACGCCAAGGCUUUUAAGGAUGAGCAAAUUGACGGAGAAGCAUUCAUGUUGAUCACUCAGACCGACAUUGUUAAGAUCAUGAAUGUGAAGUUGGGUCCAGCUCUGAAAAUCUUCAACAGCAUUCUCAUGUUCAAAAACUCACUGGAUGUGUUGUGAAAAACCACAACUUAUGUGAUGUGUGGAACACUACAUGUACUGCCAGCUCUGUCGACUGGAUCAAGUAGCAAGCUCCUUGUCGAAACGGCUGUUAGCUUGAUUAGUGAGCUAGCUCCCAUACUUAGCCAGCGUCAUCAGACAGAACACAAAAUAAGCUUCUUCAUCAGACAGAACACGAAAUAAGCUUCUUAAGGUAGAGAAGAAAGCAAGUUUUCCAGAACAGGGAGCAAGCUUGUUCAGUCAGAACAGUGACAUUGGACUGUGAUGGUUAUGUUAAAAAUGCAUAAGAACAUUUAAUUUACGAUAUGUUAAAACUAGUUUUACAACUAUUUGUGCCAUAAUGUUUUAUUAUACUAUUGAUAUGAUUUUUGAAGUAUUUAGAUUUAUUAUAAUUGUAAUAUAUAGUUAAGUUUGCUCAAAGUGUGAAAUCCAUGUAUGUCUUGAGAGAUCUACAUAUUUUGAGACUUUUUUUUAGAUUUACUGGUUUGUGUAAUAGUCCAGUGAACUUUUAAGCAUGUCAACAAGACCGCUGGAUCUUUAUACAGAGAUACAAUAGUGCAAUUCUGUAGAGGGACACAAGGCCUCCUUAUAAUGUUAAAAUUGGUUUGCUUCACAAUUGAUUUGAACAUUUUCCUUUCAAAAUGAAUCCUCAUUAAUAUUAAACGAUAACUGUUUGUGUUGAAGAACUUUUGAUCAGUUACAGGAAUUAUUGUAUUGAAACAUUGAAUGUUUUCUGAUGAAAUUAAGACAGAUUUUAUUUGCAUUGUCUGUUAUAUCAGAAAUUGCUGUCUAGCUCAAUAACUUUUACUGUUAAGCUGUCUUGUAAUUAUUUCACCUGGCACAAAGUGCCUUAGUCCGAAUUAUUCUGAUGUUUUAUCUACUUUUUUUUAUAUCGGUCUGUCU